Effrenium voratum is the source of this 1232-nucleotide messenger RNA. NCBI's taxonomy places the organism in Eukaryota, Dinophyceae, Suessiales, Symbiodiniaceae. The record is from the annotation of a GenBank genome assembly.
AUUUGACACUCGGAUUCGCUGCAUGGAUUGCCCGGCGCGAGCGAGCUACGAUGCAGCUCCUGCGACACGUCGCUUAUGAGGCGCCGCUUUGGGCGCAGCAUUUGAAAGUCCCCAAGGAGCGAGUGCUGCUUGGGCACUUGCCCACCCCUCUGAUGCCCUGGAACUGCCCGGCGCUGCAGGAGCUGAACGUGCAGUGGACGCUGAAAAGGGACGACCUCACGGGAUUGGAGCUAUCCGGGAACAAGACCCGGAAGCUGGAGUUUUUCAUGGCAGAUGCCAUGGCGAAGGCCUGUGACGUGGUGGUCACGGUGGGAGGCCUGCAGUCCAACCACUGCCGUGCCACCGCGGCGGCGGCGCGGCUGCUGGGCUUGGAGGCGCACUUAGUGCUGCUGGUGAAGGACAGCAUGGUUGACCAGGAUCCAGGCCUGCAGGGCAACUUGCUGCUGAGUCGCCUCACGGGCGCGCACUUGCACCUCAUCGGCGCCAAGGAGUACUAUGCCCUGGGGGGGGAUCUGUCGGCGGCGGAGCGCCUGAACCAGCGUGUGGCCUCGGAGCUGGCGACGAAAGGCCGCAGGCCCUACGUCAUCCCCGUGGGGGGCACUGCCCCUUUGGGGACCUGGGGCUACCUGCAGGCGGUGGAGGAGCUGCAGCUGCAGAUGGUUAGCCCUGAGUGCAGAGAGGACUACGAAGAGGGAUUUGACCACGUGGUGGUGGCCUGCGGCUCCGGCGGCACCUUCGCGGGCCUGGCGGUGGGUCUGCACCUCGCCGGCGGCGCUCGGAAGCUGCACGGGGUGAACAUUCAGCACACGCCUGCAGCGUACCGCGCGCUUCUGCUGAAGGAGGCGGAAGGCCUGGGAUGCUCCAAGGAGCAGGCGGAGCUGAUCGCGCAGCAGGUGGAGAUCCACCCGGGCGGGGGCGGAGGCUAUGCCAACGCCUCUGAGGCGGAGCUGCAGUUCCUGGUGGAGGUGGCCAAAAGCUCAGGAGUCGUCCUGGACCACGUGUAUUCGGGCAAAGCUCUUUUUCACUUCUGUGAACACGCACGAGCGCACCCUGACGACUUCCGGAACUCGCGCAUCCUCUUCUGGCACACAGGCGGCUUGUUCGGGCUCUACUCUCAGGAGGAGCGGCUGGGCCAGUUGGCCAGGCUGUAGAGAUCGAAAGAUGCCUCCGCUUGACGCGGAUGCUCCGGGAGUCGGGAGGAUUUCCAUGACGGGUUUGGCAUUUUCAGGAAU